Maniola jurtina (meadow brown) is the source of this 2110-nucleotide messenger RNA. Its product is annotated as venom acid phosphatase Acph-1-like. Lineage: Eukaryota; Metazoa; Arthropoda; Insecta; Lepidoptera; Nymphalidae. The transcript has 10 exons. Gene Ontology annotation, molecular function: phosphatase activity. The record is from RefSeq and is a predicted model, not a curated record. Gene Ontology annotation, biological process: dephosphorylation. The coding region runs from base 370 to 1602 and encodes 410 amino acids.
CCGAUAGCUGGUGACGUCGGCAAGGGCGUUACCGAAGCAUAGGUAUACAGCCAACAAAUGGCGAUGUCUGCUCUCGCGUGUGUAAAUAGACACCGUACAAUCGAUUGGACAAAGUCAAUCAUCUGAGCGACAGGUCGCAACGACCGUGAAUCUGGCGAGCGUCCCGUGUCGUCCUCAGUGGGACAUCACUUCGCGUGUAGUGCACUUCCGCCCCGGUGUCGGCUGUCCCACACUCAGAAACCGAUCCAUCGCGCCCAUUGUGUUGUGUAAUGAUAUGAGCAUAGGCUUUUGAGGAUGCUUUGUAAAAAGUGAACACGAAACGACCCAAGAUCGGACUAGAAUGUAGAGUUGCCAGUCAGGCGGAGGAAAAUGAAAGAGGGCGGUCGCGAGGAGGAGCCGACCAGCGCAUCGGAAGUGACGGCCGGUAUGCGCACCGAACACACCUGCUGCUGCCUCGGCGUGUUGGUGGGCGUCUCACUCAUCGCCGCCCUCGUAGGAGUGAUUCUGAUGAAGGACUCUACGGUCGAACUGACGAUACUUCGACAAGUGCAUGUGCUUAUGUCACACGGCGAACGUACACCUAGCGAAAGGGAGUUGGAAAUGUUAGGAGCGCCACCGCCGGACCACGUUUUUGUCCCUUACGGCGCAGGAGCUCUGACAAACGAAGGAAAGUUGUUGACAUUCGAAAUGGGCGCAUUACUUAGAAAAAGAUAUAACGACUUCUUAGGACCUAUCUACGAAGCUGAGAAAAGCAUUGUCAUAGCCUCAGAUACAAAUCUAAGCAAGAUGACAGCUCUUCUGAUUUCUGCGGGCCUGUGGCCGCCACCGCUCGACCAGAUGUGGAACGACACAUUGAACUGGCAGCCGGUGCCUUACACUUAUCCACCAAGGAAUGAGGACUAUCUACUCUAUGAAGAAAACUGUCCCCGCUACGGCCAAGAGAAACAGAGGCUAUUGAAGGCGUUUGUAGCAGAAGGGUUACUUAUACCGUAUCGAGAUCUCUUCCACAAGAUUGCGCUCAUGACGGGCACCAACUUCAGUACGCCCCAAGACGCUUAUAAUUUAAAUAAUUUAUUUGUUAUACAGGAUGAUAUAAAGGUUGCGAAUCCUAAAUGGGCAAAACAUGUAAAAAGAAAGCUCAUGGAUGUUGCUAGACUGGAGUACACAAUGAUGUUUCAUAAUAAUCUUCUACGAAAGCUAAGCGGAGGAGCACUUCUACAGCAAAUAAUAAAAGAAGCAGUAUGGAACACGAGGGACCCAGCGAGCCCUAAAGUGAUAGUGAGAAUCGGCACACCGGUAUCGGUUGCGGCGCUACUGGCAGCCUGCGUGGCGCCACCUCCGCGCCUGCCCGACCCUGGCGCGGCUUUACUAUUCGAACUGCACGAAAAACUACCUUCUGGCCAAGGCAAGAAGGAACAGAAUGCUUUGAGUCAUGGACAGCGGUUUGGAUUUAAGAUUUACUACUGGGACGACGACUCGGCGGAGCCUCGUUUGAUGGAGGUGCCGGGAUGCAACGCACUGUGUCCACUGGACACUUUCACUGACAUCACAAAAUAUAUCGUGUCGUACGACUACAAGACAGACUGCACGCUAGUUCCAUAGACAUAACCUUGCAAUGAGUGAUAGUGUUUAGUUUAAAGUUCAGAAAAGUGCCACUUUAAAAAGUAGUAUAUUUUCAACUAAAGAUUCAUAAUAUGUAUAAUUGAAUUAAGUUAUUGAUAAUAACAUAAUGGGCUAGUUAAAUAAUUCACUAUUAUAAAAAAUUUACAGUCAGUUGCAGUCUCUCUCCCCCUAUUUAUUGACAUAUUGCCUGUAAAGUGGCGACCUAUCUCAAUUUUAACAAAUUAACAGGAUGAAGGGAAAACUUGUUUUCUUUUAGCUAAAUAAUAAUAUACGCCUGAUAGUAAAGAUGACGCCUAGAAUUGUGGCACUGCGGAGUACGAAAUAGCAUAAAGCGAAAUCGUCAAAAAUUUGAGAUAGGACAGGUUGCCAGUUCACAUUCAACAUACAGUAAAGUGGCACAUUUUCUGAUACGAACAAAAAUGUAAAUUAGUGAUUAUAAUACUGUGGUAUUAAGUUAUAGAUAUUAAAACUAAUUACGAUUAGAUAA